Molecule: messenger RNA, 9955 nt
Organism: Meriones unguiculatus (Mongolian gerbil)
Lineage: Eukaryota; Metazoa; Chordata; Mammalia; Rodentia; Muridae
Gene: Trim66
Product: tripartite motif containing 66
Exons: 21
Coding region: 900-4667 (1255 amino acids)
Molecular function (GO): zinc ion binding; protein binding
Source: RefSeq, a predicted model, not a curated record
GUUUAGGAGACAGAUUUUAGUGUCUGGCGGAGGUUCCCCACCCCCGGCACUCUCCUGCAGUGCAGGGGGCUUGGAGGGAUCUCUCCGGCUCCUGCCGUGUUUGAAAAUGAUGCGGUGAGAGUGUGUGCAUGGCAUCUGCGUGCUGCAGCAGUGUGGGGCUGACAGAGUGUGUCAACUUGAGCUUUGGCUGUGCAGGCACCGCUGCCGCGGGAGCCUGUUAUUCCAUUCUGGAUUGCUAUUUUGAUACCCAGAUUGCAUCAUUCUUCCUACGUAUAAACAGGGGGUCCCCAGGGCCCUGCAGCUACUCACUUCUCCACCAACACUGUUGUUGUGAUGAGCUCUAUUUAAAUGAGCUGCCGGAUCGGGGCAGGUUCCAGCCACACAUGAGCACUGUCAUUUUGGGGAACAUGGAGGGCCGAAGGAUUUUUAUGGAUCGGGUCCUAAAAGGCUGAGAGUGAUGGCCUCCCGAGCUGAGCAGAGGGCGACAGAGCUAGUUCCUGAAAGUUGAAAAUCUCGUUUUCUUCCUUCUGAGCUUCUAUUCAGAGGCACCCAGAGGAUUAGGAAGGAGAUGCAGCGAGGAAGAGAGGCGCCUCUUUGAGGUCUCCUUCUUGCUGCUCAGUUUGGGAAAAUUGCUGCAGAGACUUGGAAAUAAACAGGAACAGGAGGAGUCAACCUCGCUCUUUCUUGCAGGAGCAUCUCAGGUGCUGCUCUAAUUACAGGGUGGCAGGUAAGCCUGCUGGCAGCCGGGGCAGGAUCGGCAACCAACCUAGGUGUGUCUUGGAUUAAAAUCCGUCUUCCUAACAGAGCUCAUCUCCUGUCCAGGAUGUCGGCAAGUCUAUCUUACCAGAGAUGUAACUGAACAUAUUUUUCUUCAGUCCUUUUCUCCUAGGCAACCCACAAUGGCCAGGAACUGCUCUGAGUGCAAGGAGAAGAGGGCAGCACACAUUCUCUGCACCUACUGCAAUCGAUGGCUGUGCAGCUCCUGUACAGAGGAACACCGGCAUGUCCCAGCCCCAAGCAGCCCACUCUUCUCUCGGGCACAGAGGGGAUCCUCAGGGGUGAAUGGUGGUGGCUCCGGGGACUUCGCCCUGUACUGCCCUCUGCACACACAGGAGGUGCUGAAGCUGUUCUGCGAGACCUGCACUGUGCUCACCUGCCACAGCUGCCUGAUGGUGGACCACAAAGAGCACAGGUGCAGACAUGUCGAAGAAGUUCUGCAAAACCAGAGGAUGCUCCUGGAAAGCGUGACCACGCAGGUGGCGCAUAAGAAAUCCAGCCUACAGACAUCUGCAAAGCAAAUCGAGGACAGGAUUUUUGAAGUGAAGCAUCAGCAUAGGAAGGUGGAAAACCAGAUCAAAAUGGCCAAGAUGGUCCUCAUGAAUGAGCUGAACAAACAGGCCAACGGGCUCAUAGCGGAGCUGGAGGGCAUUACUAAUGACAGAAAGCAGAAGCUGGAGCAGCAGUUACAGAGCAUCAUGGUUCUCAACCGUCAGUUUGAGCAUGUGCAGAAUUUCAUCAAUUGGGCUGUCUGCAGCAAAACCAGCGUCCCUUUCCUUUUCAGCAAAGAGCUGAUUGUGUCUCAGAUGCAGCGCUUGCUGGAGACGAGCUGUGACACAGACCCUGGCUCUCCCUGGAACAUCAGAUUCACCUGGGAGCCCAACUUCUGGACCAAGCAGCUGGCGUCCCUUGGCUGCAUAACCACUGAAGGAGGACAGGUGACCCGGACAGAUGCAGCCUCUGCUGCUUAUGGGAGUUUACAGGGGCAGUCGUCCUUCUACCAGAGCCACCAGGGGCCCCUGGCUCAGCAGGAGGCUCUCAGCCACCCCCAACACAAGUUCCAGCCUCCAGCACUUUGCUCCUCAUCUGUCUGCUGUUCCCACUGCUCCCCAGUCUCGCCGUCCCUCAAAGGCCAGGUCCACCCACCCAGCAUCCACCCAGCUCACAGUUUCCGGCAGCCUUCCGAAAUGGUGCCCCACCAGCUGGGGUCCCUGCAGUGUUCCACUCUGCUGCCCAGAGAGAAAGAGCUGGCCUGCAGUCCUCAGCCACCCAAACUGCUGCAGCCCUGGCUGGAAACAUCGCCUCCUGCAGAACAGGAGAGUACACCCCAGCGUCCAGGGCAGCAGCUGAUAUCCCAGCCUGUGUGCAUCGUCCCUCCACAGGACGUUCAGCCAGGAGCUCAUGCCCCGCCCACCAUACAGACGCCCUCCAUCCAGGUUCAGCUGGGCCACCACCAGAAGCUAAAGCUCAGCCACUUUCAGCAGCAACCACAGCAGCAGCCACCACCCCCGCCACCUCCGCCUCCUCCACCCCCGCAGCAUGCACCCCAGCCCUUGCCUUCAUCCCAGCACCUGGCUUCCAGUCAGCACGAGAGCCCUCCCGGGCCUGCCUGUUCCCAGAACGUGGACAUUAUGCACCACAAGUUUGAGCUGGAGGAGAUGCAAAAGGAUCUGGAACUUCUCCUGCAGGCCCAGCAGCCCAGCCUGCAGCUGAGUCAGACCAAGUCUCCUCAGCAUCUUCAACAAACCAUCGUCGGACAGAUCAAUUACAUCGUGAGGCAGCCAGCACCUGUGCAGCCCCCAAACCAGGAGGACACCCUGCAGGUUACAGAGGAGCCACCAACAUCUGAGGGCCCAAAGCCAGCUCUACCUGUUGAUAAGAGUACUGCUGCCACCUUGCCCCAGACAUCUGGGGAAGAGACUCCUCACAGUGUCCCGCCAGUGGAUGGCGCCUCCCAGCACUCCUCUCCAAAUGUGGUGAGAAAGCACUCCACCUCCAUGAGCAUCAUGGGCUUUUCCAACACCCUGGAGAUGGAGUUGUCAUCUGCCAGGCUGUCGAGGGCCAUAGAGCCACCAGUCCACAGGGUGAGCAGCCUGACAGCUGGCCCCUCCCACUCAAUUCCGAGCCUGCUGAGUGGCCCACCACAAACUGUGUCCAGCCUGCUGAAUGUUUCAAACCGUGCCGUGCCAAGCCUGCCCGCCAGUCACCUGCAGCCAGCGCCAAACCUUGUGCGCAGCACAUUCCAGCCCAUGCCCAACCUGAGGGGUGAUUCCUCCCAGGUCAUCACAAGCCUGCCAAGCAAUCACUCACAGGCCGGGCCUAGCCUAAUGUCUGGGCAUACCCAGGCUGUGCCGAGUCUGGCCGCUUGUUCUCUGCAGGGCAUGCCUCCGGUUUCUGAUGUGCAUGUGGAGACUAGAUCCACUUCCAGUCCUGGCUCUGGCCAACCUGCUGAGAGCCUGGGCCCCAGGGAUGGGGCUGAGUCCUCCCUGGAGAAUGCCUUGUGUAAGAUGGAAACUGAGGAUUGCACUCGCUUCAUAGACUCAGUAGGAAAAGGCCCGAGAGCCUCCAGUCUGGAUGGUCCAAAGGAUUUAGCUAUUCCCUCAGAACUGGAGGAACCAAUUAACCUCUCUGUGAAAAAACCUUUCCUGGCGCCAGUGACCAACACAUCUACUGCCCUGCAACAGUACCGGAAACCAAAAGAAUGUGAGAAUUUUGAACAAGGAGCCCUAGCACUGGAGACAAAAGAGAAUUCGAGCAUCAGAGCCCUCAGUAGUGAGCCCAAGAUUCCCUAUGUACGACUGGAGCGACUCAAGAUCUGUGCUGCCUCAUCAGGAGAGAUGCCCGUGUUUAAGCUGAAGCCCCAGAAGAAUAGCCAGGAUGGGAGCUUCCUGCUGGUGAUCGAGUGUGGCACGGAGUCCUCCAGUAUGUCCAUUAAGGUCAGCCAGAACAGCCUGCCUGAUGCCACCCAAGGCCCAGGUCUGGGGGGAAGAAAAGUCACUGUCACAUCUCUGACUGGGCAGCGGCCACUAGAGGUGGACAGCACAUCUUCUGAAGAGCAAAGACUCAUUCCGCGAGCUCCAGGAGCCAAAAAGUGCACCCCAGUCCCCAUAGAGAAUGAGGACUUCUGUGCUGUGUGCCUCAAUGGUGGGGAGCUGCUGUGCUGUGACCGCUGCCCCAAAGUGUACCACCUUUCCUGCCAUGUGCCAGCCCUGCUCAGCUUCCCAGGGGGAGAGUGGGUGUGCACCCUGUGCCGCAGCCUGACACAGCCUGAGGUGGAGUACGACUGUGAGAAUGCCCGCCUUGGCCAGCCUGGAAUGAGGGCACCUCCCGGCCUGAGCAUGUGGGACCAGAAGAAGUGUGAGAAGCUCAUCCUGUCCCUGUGCUGCAACAGCCUCAGCCUGCCCUUCCACGAGCCAGUCAGCCCCCUGGCUAGGCAUUAUUACCAGAUUAUCAAGAGGCCCAUGGACCUAUCCAUCAUCCGGAGGAAGCUGCAAAAGAAGGACCCAGCUCACUACACCACUCCAGAGGAAGUGGUGUCAGACGUGCGACUCAUGUUCUGGAACUGUGCUAAGUUCAAUUAUCCUGACUCGGAGGUUGCAGAGGCUGGUCGCUGUCUGGAAGUGUUCUUUGAGGGCUGGCUAAAGGAGAUCUACCCAGACAAAUGUUUUGCCCAGCCCCAGCAAGAGGAUUCGGACUCUGAGGACGUAUCUGGCGAGAGUGGCUGCUCCACCCCUCAGGGCUUCCCGUGGCCUCCCUACACGCAGGAAGGCAUCCAGCCCAAGAGGCGGAGGCGGCAUAUGGUAAAGAGCUUCAGCCAGCCAGCAGGCAAGGAGAAUGAAAAGACAAAGAGAAUGCCAUUUCGCCUGGGCAACAGCAUCUCGCAGGUGUGAGAGCUGGAAGGAAAUGGGGCACUCUGGUGGCUGAUGUCCAAUCCUCUCAACCAACCCUCCCCACCCUUCAGCUUAUUCUCUUCAGAGUGUGACUGUGAGAUGAGUCUUGUUGAGCGUGUAGCGCUCCCUUCAUCAUUUGCAUCGCCAGCAUUUAUUUGGGAGCCAUAGUACAUCUACCAUAAAGAAGAUUUUAGUAAAACAGGGAAGAGGGAGGUGUUCCUUAUUGCCAGAGUAAUCGGACAUAGAGGUUCUGUGCCUCUUCAGGCUCAGGAGGACCUGGCUUCCUUGAUGAGCUCUCAUCUGUGGAGAGCACACUUUGCUCACCUCUCAGCGGCCAGGACUCAGGAGCAUUGUGCGCGUCUGAACUCUCCUGGCUUAGAUGGGGGUAUGAGAAAGGAAGCGAGGUUUGGAUAUAUGGCAGGCCUGUGGUCCCUGUCCCAGCACAGCCAAAGACUGUCACUGUUUGCCUUUGCUCGUCCUGUUGGGACAGAGGCAUCUGCUGCUGGCAGAAUAAUGGAGGCUUCUCGAGGCCCUAGGUCUCAAUUGGUGCCUAUUUGGGUUCUAACGGUUUUCAGGGUAUUUGCUUUUCAUGUUUGCUUUCCCAAGUAGGACUUAGGUGGUCACUGUGAAAUGCUAUGUGUGGUUUGGCACUCUUGCUGGGUGGUCGUGCAAAGACCAGUCCCCACUCACACCCAGAAGAUGCCAGCUUCAGAGUCUGUCCCUCUGUGUCCUGACUCUGGGCUAAUAGCACUCCAGAGCCUGCCUUCCCAGACAUGACUAUUAUGACACACAGUGGCUCUUCUUUGAUCCUCUCUGUUCAGACAUUGGCAUCUCCAGUUCUACUUGGGAGAAGUGUGAUGUGUCUGCUGCAGGUACAGGGUUCCCUGGCAAGAAUGAGCCACAGCCAGUGCAGUGUGCCAGGCCUCUCCUGCCCACAGUUCUAGUUUUCUACUUUUUCAUACAGCCAAAGAUCAGAACUGUGGCCAUGUUGCUCAUGGCCCAGAAGCAGCCAGCACUGUCACCACCCCCCCUUUUUUUUUUCUGUUGAAGCUGGAGAAGGCUCAGUGUCCCGCAGGAGUCUGCUUAGGCAUUCACAGGCUCAGGGCAGAGAAGGGGAAAAUGGAGAGGUGAGAAGCUGGUAUCCUUUGGUGACCCUGAAGCAGCGUUAGGGUUAUAGUUCUCACAGAACGUAGAAAGGCAUUCUGGAAGCAUGGGAACAGAGAGGUGGCAAUAGAGUUGCAGGCUACAUUGUAGACAGAUCAGUACACUGUAGGCAGGGUGUUUGGUUUUUUAGGUUUUUUCGAGACAGGGUUUCUCUGUGUAUCCUUGUAUGUCUUGGACUCACUUUGUAGACCAGGCUGGCCACACUUUGUAGACUAGUGUGAGAUUUCGAACUUACAGAAAUCUGCCAUAGGCAGGGUGUUUGUGAGAAAGCUUCUGAGACACAUACAGGCUUCUUCCCAAACAAGGGCUUGGUUGGGGAAGGACCUAUUGAUUGUAUUGCUGGUGGAGCUGUGGACCUGGCAUUUCAGUGGCCUGGUCCUGAGGCACAGCUGGCUGAUUUCAGGGGACUUUUUUUUUUUUUGCAAAGAGUUUAAGGAAGUGAUUAUUCAUAGGGCCUUUGCUGGGAAGCAAUUUUCUUUUUACCAGAAAACUUUUCUUCUUUCCCUGUGAAUCAACAAAAGCACUACUGGACUGAAGGAAUAUCUUCACCUGAGGCAAGGCCCGCCCACUGCCCACUGUCACUCAGCAGAGCUCCCAAGCUCUCCCCAGUAGCUGGGCCUCCAUAUCCUGCUGUCCAGUUCCAGCAGUGGGACCUUCAGCGUGCUGGUAGUCCGGUAGCCUUUGAAAGCAGGCUUUGCGCCUGUGUUCACAUAGCCUUUUGGUUUGGGGCUUCGGCUGUUUCUCUUUUGACUUCUGCAUCUUUUUCUCUGACUGUUCUGGUGAGGCUCCUUCUGUCCUGACCUGCCUUUGAACAUCUUACUUUUCUGUAACCCCUAUUCCUACUGCUUUAUGGUAUUUGGCACUGGAAAGCCACUGAAUGCUAUGAUAGCCUGACAGGCUUUCCUGGACCGUUUGGAGAUUGUGGCCGUAAAACAGAAAUGCCUGGUUCAAAGCUUGGCUUCUCUUGUCUUGAUACAGCUUGUGGCUUGAGUGUGCCCUGUUAGGGCAAGGACCAGUUUCUAGGCUCAGAGAUCUUGAAAAUGUGGUCACUCAUCUGUUCCCUUCUUAUUUUAGAGACCCUCUGUGCGGAGAUGCCCCCUCUGGGCACAUGGGCAGGGCAGAUAAGGAAGAGGGCUGCCCUUUUCUUCAAGGAUGUAAAGCCCCGGUCCACUAUUCCUUCCCUACACUGGUUAGCUUGUGGAAUUCCUUCUGGAACCAAAAUUUUAAAGUCAUGUUUAAAAUAUUUUUUUUGCAUGCAAAAAACGGAACUGGAAGUUUAAAAAAUUAAAAACAAAACCAAAUGCCUGUUCACUAAGUAACUUUUGAUCUUCGGCUCUUUAACAUUUUCACUGGAUCCUGCAGUUCCCGUAUGGUCCCAUUGUAAAGUCAGUUAAGCGCUUUGGUCGUGGACAAAGUCAGGCGAUGGAAAUGCACUGACUUCUGGUUACUGUACUGUCGGGUGCAGCCCUAGAAGGUUAGAAAUUUGUUUCUGGCUGUGCUGAGAAAUUCGAGAGUAGGGUGGCUUCAGUGGACACAAAGGGGAUUUUAGUAUGAAAACAGACACAGGAUGGACAUACAGAACAUGGGUAGGCUGAGCCUCCUGAAUUCUAAUACCAGGUACACACCUGCUGUAGGAACCUUGCUGAAUAGCAGCCACCAGGCCCUCCAUGGACAUUGCUCCAUGUGAGACAUUGUUGGAAACCCAACAAAUGUUGGCUUUCUCGUCCGAGUUUAGCCACAGGUGUUUGUAUGCCUCUUUUUCUGGACUCUGCUCCACUCCCAUUCCUACUGUGCUGGUCCUGGAAUGAACUUCUGAGCGGAGUCUUCGCACCUGUGUCUCUCCAGCCUCACUCACACUCCUGUGCACUUCCUCCUCCCUUGUCCAUCUCCAUGGCUGUAUUCUUCUCUUUCAGACUUUCAUUCUUAUCCAGGCUUUCCUCCUCUUUCCAGCCUGCACCCAGGGCCCUUAUUUUCUUAUUAGCACCUGGAAUUUUCCUAACCUCUCCAGCUUCCACUUUCUCCAUUUUCCACGUCAGUCUGCUUUGGAGCCUUUUCGGCUCCUAAGCGUGGCAGGCUCAGAGCCACAGCCUCAGUAUUGACUGGAAGUUCUUGGAAUUGGUAUUAUUUGUAUCUCUGAUCUAUGUCCUUCAUCUUUGCUAUUAGCCAACAACAGCUCACCAUUUGCUUCCCUGAAAAGAGCUCCUAUGGCCCGGGCUUCCGGCCCACUCUCCUUCUUCCUGUUGACCAGUGUGUGAGUCUCCUGCCUCACUUCCUUUCCUUCUUCUUUUGCACUUUUCUUAUUCUGACUGUGUUCUCUGAGGAUGUCUGUUUUUCACUUACUGUAUUCUGCAUGCACUCUCUCCUUUGCUUACCUCUACUUAGCCUAUCAAAAAGUUCUGUAAAGAUUAAAACAGAAAUGUCACAUCUGUGUCAUAGACUUUUCCCUCGUCCAUCAUUUUCUUUCUUUCUUCUCUUUUUGUUUUUUUUUUUAAGACAGGGUUUCUCUGUUUAACAGUCUUGGCUGUCCUGGAACUCUCUUUGUAGACCUGGUUGGCUUUGAACUCACAGAGAUCCGUCUGCCUCUGCCUUCUAAGCACUGGGGAUUAAAGGCAUAUGCCACCAUGCCUGGCUCUCACAUUUUUCUUUUAAAAUAGACUAUUUGGCUGGUGUGGUGGCAUACACCCUCCCAGCAUUUGGGAGGCAGAGACUAGUUGAUCUCUGGGAGUUCAAGGCCAGCUUGGUCUACAUGUGCAUUCCAGGCCAGUGAGGGCUACUCAGUAAGACCCUGUCUCAAAAAGCAAACAACAAAAGAAUAUUUUCCUUUUAUUGUCCUUCCUCUUUAGUCCUCUAUAGGUUUCCAUAGGAGGCACCAAGUGGCCAUACAGUUGCCAAAUGAAAUGAAGGCCUUUCACUUUUCAACUGUCUCAAACCCCUCACAACGUCUCAACCCACCUCCCCUCCCUUCAUGCUGCACUCUCUUCACUCAUCACUUAGGAUAUCUGGGGUUGCUGCAUUAGCUCUUGCUCAGCCACAAAGGAUGGGCUUGUUUGAAACCGAGACAGAGGAAUGUGUUUGGCUCUUGUCAUUUUCUCCUUUCCAGGGCCUGGGUAAGCAAGAAGACUCAUAGGUGCUCCUGACUCCUCUCUGUUUUUUAUGAAUCCCUUCUUCCUGAUUUGGUUCUCCUCUGAUGAGCUUGUUCAUGAGCACCUGUAGAAAGCUCUGCAGCUGAGCCUUUCCCUCUGUUGCUCCCAGGAGAACAUAGACAGACCUGCUUGUUAAGAGCGCCCACCUCAGUCAGCCUAAGUGGGGGCUGGAUUUUGCAGCUUGCAACCUGCCAUCUGGACAACUCACCACUGUGAUCCACACCAGAUGGAAGCUGCCUCAGUCAGCAGGAAGCUGAAGAUCAUGAGAAGGCAUGCUUCUAUGUAUGGCUGCAUGCCGUGGUAGGACAGUCCUAGUGUGUGUUGGGGGGUGUCUGCCACCAUGACCUUUUCGAGGGAGGGGAGACUGAGCAGUGCUGCGGUUCCUCUCCUGAGCUGAGCCUGGCUCCCCCAGACCCCUCCCAUGGGUCUUUCUCACCUGUGUUGGUCAUCUCCCAUCCUUAUGGAGGCAGACGGUAGCUGCUUUCUUGGAGACAUUGUAGAAGGACACCUGACUUGAGUUUGAGAAUCUGGGUUUUGGCAUCGCCAGUGAUGAGAGGUGUGAUCUUGAGUGCAGUUCUCUCGUCUACAAAGUUAGGGACCUCUCAGAGGUUCUACAGUUCUAAACAUGACAACUAUAAUCCCAAGUCUGAAGUUCAGGCCACAGAAGAACAGAGGAACUCUGUGGGUGGGGACAUAGCUAGGGAAGUCCCAGCCAGGCAGGGCAACAGUCUCUACAGGCCAAAGUGCGCUGCUCUGAAGAAAGUCUUCACUGGCUGGUGCUGCUUCUUGAGCCAUAUGCCCGUACCCCGAGCUGUAUGCUUCUUGGGUGCCUGGACAUGUUCCUCCCAUGUCCUUCCUAGAGUGCUCAUUUCAUCCACAGUGGCUGGGGGCACAAGGAAGGGAUGUAAGGGGAAGCAUAAUUGAUUUUAAAUAAACACUCACAUUCAAAAUCAAAUAAAAAAAAUAGCACUUUUCCUUUAC